UCUUACUGCGCGCCGGUCCGGCACCCCGUCCCUGAGAUACUGAGUAGACAUUCCCCCGCCCCCUCCAAGUGCAGCUAGUCAGUUACCGGAGGGCAGGUACUCUCCACACCCCCCACCACAGGACGAUGCUGAUAAUUCUUUUUCUGUAAAUGAAAGUGAAAGGGAUUUAAAGCCAGUUUCACCAAGAAGCACGAAUAAGAUUCUGGAAUAAUACAAAGGCAUUUGCAUUGCAAGAGGCCCCAGCAGGAAUCAUCUGGUCUAGAUCAGCAUAGAAAUGGAUGGAUCUGCUUCUGAAAUGCGCCCCCCUGUGGGGUGUAACAGAAAGAGCCCUGAGAGUGUCCUGAUGAAGAGAGCAGACUCCCCUGUACCCAGCUGUGUUUCUCUGAAGAGUGACUGGUCAGUGAAGCAACGAAUCAGAAUCUUUGAGGGAUCUCUUCCUACAGAUCAAAGUGUCCUGAUGAAGAGAGCAGACUCCCCUGUACCCAGCUGUGUUUCUCUGAAGAGUGACUGGUCAGUGAAGCAACGAAUCAGAAUCUUUGAGGGAUCUCUUCCUACAGAUCAAAGUGUCCUGAUGAAGAGAGCAGACUCCCCUGUACCCAGCUGUGUUUCUCUGAAGAGUGACUGGUCAGUGAAGCAACGAAUCAGAAUCUUUGAGGGAUCUCUUCCUACAGAUCAAAGUGUCCUGAUGAAGAGAGCAGACUCCCCUGUACCCAGCUGUGUUUCCCUGAAGAGUGACGCGUCAAUAGAAAAGCGACUCAACUUCAGAGAGGGACCUUUUCCUACAGAUCAAAGAGACCAAAUGGAAGAUUGCAGUUCAGAUCUACAUGAUAAAUCGGGUUUAUCAUCCAUAUUGAAGUCGCUAGAGGAAAAAGCCAUGAAGUUCCUAAAGGAGGAACUGAAGACGUUUGUGAGGCUCCUAGAUCAGAAAUACCCAGAAUGCUCUGAGCCUCAGCUGGAGGAGGACAAUGACCUGGACUGUGAUGGUCAGAUGCAGAAGACCAGUGUUAGAGAGGAGGCUCUGAAGAUCACAGUGUACAUCCUGAGGAUCAUGAAACAUAAUGAUCUUGCUGACCUGCUGGACAAGAGACUGCUCAUGCUGCAACAUCAACAGGAAAUUAAAUGUAAACUUAAGAAGCAAUUUGAGUGUGUAUUUGAAGGGAAAGCUAAGGAAGGACAGCCAACACUUCUCAGUGAGAUUUACACAGAACUCUACAUAACUGAAGGUGGGACUGGAGCAGUCAAUGAUGAACAUGAAGUGAGACAGAUUGAAACAGCAUCCAAGAAAAGUCGAACAAAAGAUACUACAGUCAAGUGCAAUGAUAUAUUUAAACCCUUAUGUGGGCGUGUGACACCUAUCAGAACUGUACUCACUAAAGGGGUGGCAGGUAUCGGGAAAACAGUCUCUGUGCAGAAAUUUAUUCUCGACUGGGCAGAAGGAAAAGCAAACCAGGAUGUUCACUUCAUAUUUGCUCUUCCUUUCCGGGACCUGAAUUUGAUUAAGGGUGAAUACAGUCUGAUUGAACUGCUUCACCACUUUGUCCCAGAACUGAAGUCAUUUGAGUCCACUGAGCUGUUUAGGUACAAAGUCUUGUUCAUCUUUGACGGUCUGGAUGAGUGUCGCCUUCCUCUCGAUUUUCAGAACAAUGAGAGCUGGUUUGAUGUAACAAAGAAAACGUCACUGGAUGUGCUGUUGACUAACCUCAUUAAGGGGAAUCUGCUCCCAUCCGCUCUCCUCUGGAUAACCUCCCGGCCAGCAGCAGCCAAUCAGAUACCUCCUGAGUGUGUCCACCAGGUGACAGAGAUACGAGGGUUCAGUGAUGCCCAGAAGGAGGAGUAUUUCAAGAAGAGAUUUAAUGAUCAGAGCCUGGCCAACAGGAUUAUCACACAUGUGAAAUCAUCAAGGAGCCUCUUCAUCAUGUGCCACAUUCCUGUGUUCUGCUGGAUUUCAGCCUCUGUGCUUAAGAGGUUUUUUAGUGAGACUGACAGGGGAGAAAUUCCAAGGACUCUGACUGAAAUGUACACACACUUCCUGAUCUUUCAGACAAGUUUAAAAAAUGACAAGUAUAUGAAAAACCAAGAAACUAAGCUUAAAGAAUACAGCAAGGAAUUCCUUUUAAAACUUGGUAAACUUGCUAUUGACAACCUUGAGAAAGGCAAUCUCAUAUUUUAUGAGCAAGAUCUGACAGGGAAUGGCAUUGAUGUCACUGAAACUUCAGUUUACUCUGGAGUGUGCACAGAAGUCUUUAAAGAGGAGUAUGGGUUGUACCAGGAGAAGGUGUACUGCUUUGUGCAUCUCACCAUCCAGGAGUAUCUCGCUGCUUUAUAUGUGUUUCUGUCAAACUCAUCAGCUGACCUGCUGAAGACUGCAGUGGAUCAGGCAUUAGAGAGCAAGAAUGGACACUUGGACCUCUACCUCCGCUUCCUCCUGGGCCUCUCAACAGACUCCAGUAAGACUCUGUUACAAAGGCUACUGGGGCCAACAGAAACCUGCUCACAAACCAUUAAGGAAACAGCCCAAUACAUCAAGGAGAAAAUACAGGAGAAUUUAUCUCCAGAAAGGACCAUCAACCUGUUCCACUGUCUGACUGAACUGGGUGACAAUUCUCUAGUAGAGGAAGUACAAAGAUACCUGAAUUCAGGAAACAUUUCAGCAGAUGACCUCUCACCUGCACAGUACUCAGCUCUGGCCUUUGUGAUGCUGAUGUCAGAUGAGGAGCUGGAUGUGUUUGAUCUGAAGAAAUACAUCAGAUCAGAUGAAGAGCACUGCAGGCUGCUGCCUGUGGUCAAGAACUCCAGGACGGCUCUGCUGAACAGCUGUGAUCUCAUAGAUAAACACUGUGAAGUGCUGUCUUCAGCUCUAAGAUCAAACUCUUCCCCCCUGAGAGAGCUGGACCUGAGUGACAAUAACCUGAAGGAUUCAGGAGUGAAGCUGCUCUCUGCUGCACUGGGGGAUUUACACUGUAAACUGGAGAUACUGAGGCUAUCAGGCUGUAGAGUCACAGAAGAAGGCUGUUCUUCCCUGGCUUCAGCUCUGAAGUUAAACCCCUCACACCUGAGAGAGCUGGACCUGAGUGACAAUAACCUGAAGGAUUCAGGAGUGAAGCUGCUCUCUGCUGCACUGGGGGAUUUACACUGUAAACUGGAGAUACUGAGGCUGUCAGGCUGUAGAGUCACAGAAGAAGGCUGUUCUUCCCUGGCUUCAGCUCUGAGGUCAAACCCCUCACACCUGAGAGAGCUGGACCUGAGCUACAAUCACCCAGGAGAUUCAGGAGUGAAGCUGCUCUCUGCUCUACUGGAGGAUCCCAGCUGUAAACUGGAGAAGCUGCAGGUGGGCCGGUGUGAACUCACAGUGAAAUGCUGUGAGGCACUGGCAUCAGCUCUCAGAUCUAACUCCUCACCCCUGAGAGAGCUGGACCUGAGUGACAAUGACCUGCAGGACUCAGGAGUGAAGCUGCUCUCUGCUGGACUGGGGGACAUACACUGUAAACUGGAGAUACUGAGACUGUCAGGCUGUAGAGUCACAGAAGAAGGCUGUUCUUCCCUGGCUUCAGCUCUGAGGUCAAACCCCUCACACCUGAGAGAGCUGGACCUGAGCUACAAUCACCCAGGAGACUCAGGAGUGAAGCUGCUUUCUGCUGUACUGGAGGAUCCCAGCUGUAAACUGGAGAAGCUGCAUGUGGAUUACGGUGGAGAGUGCAGGACCAGAGCAGGCUUACAGAAAUACUCCUGCCAGCUGACGCUGGACCCGAACACAGCAAACAGACUCCUGUCUCUGUCGGGGGGGAACAGGAAGGUGACAUGGGGGGCAGAGCAGCCAUAUCCUGAUCAUCCAGAGAGAUUUGACAGCUGGGAACAAGUUCUGUGCAGAGAGAGUCUGACUGGCCGCUGUUACUGGGAGGCUGAGUGGGAUGGAGAUGUAGUCCUGAUAGGAGUGACUUAUAAAGGAAUCGGGAGGAAAGGAGGGAGUGACUGUGGGCUUGGAGACAAUAACAAGUCAUGGAGUCUGUACUGUGAAACUGACAGUUACUCUGUCUAUCACAAUAAUAAACGGACUCUCAUACCCAUAGAGCCCUCAGGCCCCCGCAGAGUAGGAGUGUAUCUGGACUGGGGGGCUGGUGCUCUGUCCUUCUACAGAGUCUCCUCUGAUGGACUGACCCCCCUGCACAGAUUCACCUCCUCAUUCACUGAGUCCCUCUAUCCAGGGUUUUAUGUUAAUGUAAACUGCUCAGUGUCACUGUGACGUGUUGCUGGUUCUCCUGCAAAAAGGUAAAAUCUCUGCUUUUUAACCUUUAUUAUCCUUUUUACUCUGAAAUGUACAGAACUGUGCAAAAGUCUGAGGCAGACAAAGAAAAUGACGUUUAGAUUAUCCUCGUGUUGGUGUAAAACUAUGAUAUGAUGCCUGUCAAAGUGUGUCAGCUUCGCCAUUUCAGAACCUCUGCUAAAAUCAUCCCAGUAUUUGCAGCGACUGUCCAGUGCAGCCAUGUAUUUUUUGACUUGGCCACUAACAC
Molecule: messenger RNA, 4508 nt
Organism: Brienomyrus brachyistius
Lineage: Eukaryota; Metazoa; Chordata; Actinopteri; Osteoglossiformes; Mormyridae
Product: NACHT, LRR and PYD domains-containing protein 12-like
Exons: 16
Coding region: 275-4240 (1321 amino acids)
Molecular function (GO): protein binding
Source: RefSeq, a predicted model, not a curated record